Molecule: messenger RNA, 9446 nt
Organism: Anguilla anguilla (European eel)
Lineage: Eukaryota; Metazoa; Chordata; Actinopteri; Anguilliformes; Anguillidae
Exons: 23
Coding region: 117-8399 (2760 amino acids)
Molecular function (GO): guanyl-nucleotide exchange factor activity
Source: RefSeq, a predicted model, not a curated record
CCGAGCCAUAGACCUGCAGUUUUAAAGGAAAGGCUGGAACCUGUGAUACCAAAGGAGAGUUACAACAUGGCUAAACCAGAGGAAAUUCCCCACAUAAAUAGGAAAGACUGCUGAAAAUGGACUCUGAUUCCCUGGACGGCUGCAUCCAGAGCGCCCUCUCUGUGCUGUACCCGCCGUUCCGGGCCACUGCCGCCACCGUUCUCUGCCAGGUGUUUGACGUGGUGGAGGGGACGUACCACGGCGACGGGCUCCGCUACCUGUUCGACUUCCUGAUCCCGGCCAAGCACAUCCUCCAGUGCAUUCAGCAGGAUGCCUGCUUUCCUUUCCGCGGCUUCCUGUUCCGCUUUGAAGGCUGGCCCCUGUGCAUUCACGAAAAGAUUAUAAUCCAGCUGUCUACCCUGGACUGGCGUGUGCUGCGGCCUGGAGACUUCUACCUGCAGGUGGCGCCCUCCCGAAAGAAUAACCCCUGCGUGCUGGUCAGGUAUCUGUCUGAAGACGGGCAGGAUGUGGAGGAGCUGGAGGUGCCGAAGAUAGCCCACGCCUCCAUCUUCACCAUGGACUGGCUGGACUCGGUGAACGGGCGGCGGAGGGGAACCCCGCUGGAGCGCUGCCUUCUUGCCACAGACAAGGACAUAUUCCGGAUGCCCUGGGAGGACGUGGUGCAUCCGGAAUUCAUCAGCAGGCCGAAAAGGGCGGAGCGCACGGCUGGGGUGGGGAAGGUCGGGGGCGAGGGGACAGCUCAAAGUCAGGCACAGGAGAGCCAACCCUCAGGAAGGACCACAAGCCUUUUGGCUAAUAGCAAUGUUUUAACGAACAAAAAGGCCCAGCAAGAUGAGAGCAGUCAUAACCAGGGCAUCAGGAUCCCUGUCCUGGGACAGUCGCGUGGGAACCAGCCGCUGGAUGACUCGGACCUGGAGGGGGAGUACGUGGAGCUGGCUGACAUCUCGCUGCCUCGCUUCUUCCCCCAGAAGGGCUCCUUGACCCAGUCCAUUAGCCUGAACUACAGGAACAAAAACAAGGCCAGGACUAACGGCCACACGCAGAACAACAACGCAAACGCCCCCUUCAAAAGCAGCACUUGCUCUCAGACCAUGAUCUGCACAAAGCUCAUAGAAAACCUGGAGGACUCAUACCACCCUGUCAUCUUAACCCCUACUACCACACAAGUCGCGAGCGGGACCAUUGCGCCAAAUGACUCCAAGUCAAGCCGCUCGGAAGGUACAUCCUCUGAGAAUGCUGUCGUCGUGCCCGCAGCGGAGUCUGUUAUUGAGGUUAUUGAUUCGCACAAUUUGCACAGUAGCACCAACAGUCACCAGGCAGAUGGCUCUGCUGUUCCUUUGGAACUGACAAAUGAGGUGAUGAGUUCUGAGAGCAGCCCUGUGGCUGCUGAACAGUGCCGGGAGGGUCUGGCUUUGAAGGAGGUUGUGAAGGCCCAGAGUGGCGAGUCAUUAAGCAGGGCAGAAGUGGCAUGGAAGCAUAGGGAUGUUGGUAGUGGUGUUGGCAGGAAAAGCGACCCUGAGCACCCUGAUGCAAAUCUGCUGACAGAGUACUUGCUAAAAAAGGACAGUAUAGGUGAGGACCAGGGGGACUCAGAUUGUAUUCCCGCCUCUACAACAAACCAAAGCAUUCUGGCUACUUCUCUGCUCUCCCCUACACCGUACCAAGACACUCCCAGAAAUUUACAACCCUCCCCUACAACGCACCUGGAUACUUCCAAUAAUUUACACCCCUCCCCUACCCCACACCAAAAUACUCCCAAUUCUUUACACCCCUCCCCUACCCCACUCCAAAACUCUCCUUUUACUUCCUCUCCUUCAUCUGUACUUCAUCAAAACAUUCCCACAACUUCACCCCUUAUGUCACAAAGUGACACAAGCAAUUUUUCACCCCUGCCUCCCAUUCUCCACUGUAACCAUCCUGAUAACACUUCACCCUCCUCUCAUCAAAACACUUCGGAAGUUUCUUCUCUAUGCCCCUCCUCUACUCCCCAUGAGAAACCUCUCAGUUUUUCCUUCUCCCACACACACCCUGAUAUUUUGAUUAUCUCCCCCACUCCGCACCAGAUCUGUGCCAGUACUUCUCUCCCCAUCCCUACUCCAAACCAAAACUCUACCAGUGUGUCACCUCUCUCCCCUACUCUCUACCAGAACACUCCUGAGAUUUUGCCAGCCUCUCCAGUCCCAUGUCAAAAUGAGAUGCCCAUAUUCUCACCCCCACAACAAAAUCUUAAUGAUUGCAUACCCCUCACUGUUGCCCCACACCAGGACUCUCAUGGUGCUUCAGCUUCUUUCUCUACCCGACAUCAAAAUACUCUUGAGCCAAAACUUCCUGAUUUUACAGUUCUCUGCUCUACCCUAGAGAAAAGCCCUCACUCCAAAAACAGUACUGAUAUUGCUACCCUGGCGCCUCCACCAGAUACCCUGUUGGAGGAGGGUAAUAUCCUUUUCAGUUCAGACGAUGUUCUGUUUUCAGGGACAGAAAAAGGGGAAGAUGUUAAAAACAGCAUUAACUUGAGAGAAUUUGAUGCUCCCAGGUUAGUGGGCUCUUCAGGCGAACAGGGGGAGGGCCAUGUGAAUGAGCAGAUGGAGGGCCCAGUGGAUGAACAGUUAGAGGCUCUGGUGAAUGAGAAGUGGGAAAGCCUGGUGGAAGAGCAUAGUAAGGGACUGGUAGAUGAGCAAGAGAAGGGCCUGAUGGAUGAUCAGGGGAAGGGCCUGGUUUAUGAGCAGGAAGAGGACCUGCAGGGCAAGAAUGGUGAGGGCCUGGUGGAUGAACAAGAGGAAGGCCUAGUGUAUGAGCAGGGGGAGGGCCUGGUGAAUGAGGCGGUGGAGCAUCCGGUGUGUGAGAAUGGUGAGGGCCUGGUGGAUAAAAAGGAAAACCAGGUGUGUGAGAAUGAUGAGGGUCUAGUGAAUGAGGAGGUGGAGGGCCUGGUGGGAGAGAAUGGUGAGGGCCUAUUGUAUGAUCAGGUAGAGGGUCUGGUGGAUAAGGAGGAGAACCAGGUGUGUGAGAAUGAUGAGGGUCUAGUGAAUGAGGAGGUGGAGGGCCUGGUGGGAGAGAAUGGUGAGGGCCUAUUGUAUGAUCAGGUAGAGGGUCUGGUGGAUAAGGAGGAGAACCAGGUGUGUGAGAAUGGUGAGGGUCUAGUGAAUGAGGAGGUGGAGGGCCUGGUGGGAGAGAAUGGUGAGGGCCUAUUGUUCGAUCAGGUAGAGGGUCUGGUGGAUAAGGAGGAGGGCCUUGUGUGUGAGAAUGGUGAGGGCCUGGUGAAUGAGGAGGUGGAGGGCCUGGUGUAUGAGAAUGGCGUGUGCCUGAUGGAUAAGAAGGAGGACCAGGUGUGUGAGAAUGGUGAGGGUCUAGUGAAUGAGGAGGUGGAGGGCCUGGUGGGACAGAAUGGUGAGGGCGUAUUGUACGAUCAGGUAGAGGGUCUGGUGGAUAAGGAGGAGAACCAGGUGUGUGAGAAUGGUGAGGGUCUAGUGAAUGAGGAGGUGGAGGGCCCGGUGGGAGAGAAUAGUGUGGGCCUAUUGUACGAUCAGGUAGAGGGUCUGGUGGAUAAGGAGGAGGGCCUUGUGUGUGAGAAUGGUGAGGGCCUGGUGAAUGAGGAGGUGGAGGGCCUGGUGUGUGAGAAUGGUGAGGGCCUGAUGGAUAAGAAGGAGGACCAGGUGUGUGAGAAUGGUGAGGGCCUGGUGAAUGAGGAGGUGGAGGGCCUGGUGGAUGAGCAGCAGGAGGCUCUGGAGGAUGAGCAGGGGGAGGGUCUGGUGGAUAGGAAGGAGGACCUGGAGUGUGAGAAUGGUGAGGGCCAGGUGAAUAAAGAGGUGGAGGGUCUGGAGGGUGAGAAUGGUCAGAGUCUGGUGGAUGAUCAGCAGGAGGGUCUGGAGGAUGAGCGGGGGGAGUGUCUGGUGGAUAAGAAGGAGGACCUGGAGUGUGAGAAUGGUGAUGGCCUGGUGAAUGAGGAGGUGGAGGGCCUGGUGGGUGAGAAUGUUGUGGGCCUUAUGGAUGAGCAGGAGGAGGGUCUGGAGGAUGAGCAGGGAGAGGGCUCGAUCAAUGGUGAGAGCAUGAGGAGGACAUCAAAUGGCACAGAACAACAAAGUGUGCAACAGAAGGUGGAGGAGGGUAGGGAAACUUCAUUACCUGAAGAAGUCAUGGCCAUGGUGGGGAGAGCAGAGGAGCCACAGACGUGUCUUUCAGAAAUUUCACCCCUGCCUGAGCGAGCAGCACCAGCAGCACCUCAGGAGGAGAGCAGCUCAGCCAUUGGAGCAGCCGAGGCUGCGGCAGUUUCAGGCUGCUGGCAGAAGGAGAAAGAGAAGGAAAAGGAGGAAGGGAGCCAACUGCAGGGAGGGACCUUAAUGGAGGAGGGCUCAGAAUCCGGUAAGCCAAUAGCAUGGGAGACAGAGUGUGAAGAGGAAAGUGAGAAAGCUCGUAAUAGCAGUGCCCCGGGUGCCAAGACAGGACUAUCACACGGCCCAGCCCCUGUGGGUGGGGCUGAAGCUGCCUUGAGCUGCCUGCACACCCAGCGCACGCAGAUCAGCCCCAGCCAGCCGCAUGACAGCCACGCUGCACCCGCGGCGGCCGUAGGCGAGCGGAGGCAGGAGAAUGGAGCCGUGGGUGAAGACCGGAUGCAGAAGGUGGAGGAGAAGAGGAGUGAGCCUCGGAUAUCUCCCAGCUCUAACACCCCCCUUUUAGGGGAACUUCAAGGCCCAUCCAUGGACUCUCACCUGCAAGGGCUUGGCCAGGGGGCGGGGGAGAGCCCAGUGCCAGGCCACCAGUCCCACUCCCCGGGACGGCAGGCUGGCGGGGCCGGCAUUGAGCAGGGUCUUGUGACGGAGAAGCAGCAGGACUCUCUCUGUCUGCUGCCAGCAUCUUCAAAGCCCCAGCCUCUGCUCACUGACCCCAACGGAAUCAACACAGAGGUGCUGGCCUCUGGUGUGCUCUCUCUACCUGGAACAAGAGACAAAUGUGGGCGUGCCCUGGUUACCGUGACUACUAGAAACACAAUUUGGUUAAAUCCAAGCUGCAACACCAGCGAGCUGGUACGGAUUCUGGUCUACUUCUACGCCAUACUCAGGAAGGAGGUCCGCUCCCUGGGUUUUACCAUUUUGGUGGACGCGCGUAGAUGCUCCCCUGUUCCUGCUCUUUUCAAAGCCUUUAGUAUCAUACAGGAUGCUGUGCCAGAAUGUAUUCACACCGUCUUGCUGUUGGCUGACAGGGACCUCACCUUCCAAAUGGAGAAACCUUCCACUAUGCAGUUUGAGAUCCUCACCUCCCUCAAGUCUCUCCAUAAACAUGUGGACAUCAGCCAAUUGCCUACUGAGUUUGAUGGCACCUUCCCCUUUUCCCAUGGCAGCUGGAUUAACUUCAGAAUGAGAGUGGAGCAGUUGACUAAUAGCUGUCAGGAUGCUGUCUCCCUCCUCAAGGGCACCAUCUCCAGCCUGGAGACCACCCCACUGCCCACUACGGCUGAGGAGGCCCACGAGCUGCUGUGCCGGUACCGGACCCUGAUGCGCAGCGUGCUGGAGGACAGCCGGCUGGUGCGUCUGCAGCUGCAAGGAGGGGCCACCCUGUCCCGCCUCCGGAGGGAGGAGUCCAGCAUCAGCCUCACCGAGGACUACAGAGAUGCCAUCGAGACAGUCAGCCAGCUGUACAACCAGGUGGACGAGCUGGUGCACACCUUGGUGAUGCUCUCCAACAGGUGCACCCAGGAGCUGGAGUUUAUCAUGGAGUUCAAAACCCUGGAGGAAGGCUUCACUGAGGUGAGAGGCUGGAUCGAGGAGGUGGGGGAGAGGCGUCUGAAGACCCUCAGUGAGCUGGACGAUUCCCUGGAGGAGCUCCACCAUAAACAAGCCCACUUCAGAGAUUUCUACUCUGCCGCAUACGAGCACUGUAAAAGCGGAGAGGCCCUGUUGAAGAGGCUGGAGAGGUGGGAGGAUGUGUCUUCGGCCCAGCUGCAGGUGUACGAGGUGAAGGUGCGCUCCUUUUGGGUGCACCUCCAUGACUUCUCCCAGAGAGUGGAGGACACCAAGGACAAAAUCGACAAGACCGUCAAACUCUAUGAGUUUUUUGACAAGGCGUACGAGUGGGCGUUGGAGGGCAUGCGCCACCUGGCGUGUAUCAGCGCCGAGGACUGCAGCACGCCGGAGAGGUGCCAAGCCAUCAUCAAGUGCCUGGAGAGCUACCGCCGGCAGUACCCGGCGAUCCCGGACGCCCGCUUCCAGGAGAUGAAGGAGCUGGCGGGGGAGCUGAAGAGCGAGAAGGGGCUGAAGCAGUGGAAGUUCGCCUGGUCCAAGUGCCAGGAGACCAAGCAGAUGUUCGAGAAGAAGCUGGAAGCCGCGCUGCGGACCCGCCGCUCGCAGCCCGGCGACCUCACGGAGGGGGGUGGAGACAACGUAUCGCUUGGGCGCCAACCGGAGGCCGGCGACUCCAGGCGGAGCAGCAGUGUGUCCUCCCCCUGCAGGAGGGUGUUCUCCCGGGGCUGGGGGAGACAGCGUCCCCCCGACAGCCCCACCACCCACGUUCCGGAGCCCAGCGACUUAAAAAGCCCCACCGCAAACUUUUUUGGCCUGGACCGCAGGGUGUCGCAAGCGUCGCGGUCCCACCGGCUGACCCGGAGCACCUCCACCGAGGAGCCUCCGCUCCCGGUACGGCUGGAGGCCCAGUCCAGGGCGCCGCCCUGCGCCUACAGCCCCGGGACGCCCGCGCCAGAGCCCGGGCGACGGGUGCUGAGGAAGACCCAGAGCUUCGACGUCCCCGUGGACUCGGCCCGGUACGGGUCCUGCCACCGCAACGUGAGCGAGCCUUCCAGGCGGGUUCACACGGGCGUUUUCAUCAAGGGCCUGGAGGUGAGCAGCACGGACGUGGUGGAGCGCGGCCUAAGCCCCCGGCUGCCCCCCCAGGGCUGGGCCACAUCGGACGUCCCGAAGAACAGCACCCCAAUUCCAGAGACCAAGGCCAAGGGCAGCAAGCUGCGGCACAUCGUGGACGAGAUGGUCACGACGGAGCGGGAGUACGUGCGCUCCCUGCGCUACAUCAUCAACUACUACUUCCCCGAGAUGGAGCGGCCCGACCUGCCGCAGGACCUGCGGGGCAAGCGCAGCGUCAUCUUCGGGAACCUGGAGAAGCUGGUGGACUUCCACAGCCAGUACUUCCUGAAGGAGCUGGAGAGCUGCUGCAACCACCCCCUCCGCGUCAGCCACUGCUUCCUCCGACACCAAGACCAGUUUGGGCUGUAUGCCUUGUACAGCAAGAACAAGCCAAAGUCUGACACUCUGUUGGCCAGCCAUGGGAACACGUUUUUCAGGAAUAAACAGCUGGAGCUGGAGGAUAAGAUGGACCUGGCGUCCUACCUGCUCAAGCCCAUCCAGCGAAUGAGCAAGUACGCCCUGCUGCUCAAGGACCUCAUCAAGGAGGUGAGCGAGGCGCAGGAGCAGGAGCUGGGCUACCUGAGGGCCGCCGCCGAGAUGGUCAAGUUCCAGCUGCGCCAUGGCAACGACCUGCUGGCCAUGGACGCCAUCCGGGACUGCGAUGUCAAUCUUAAGGAACAGGGGCAGCUGGUACGGCAGGAUGAGUUUACAAUCUGGUACGGGAGGAAGAAGUGCCAGAGACACGUUUUCCUGUUCGAGGACCUGGUGCUCUUCAGCAAGCCUAGAAAAAUUGAGGGAGGGCUCGACGUCUACAUCUACAAGCAUUCAUUUAAGUCUGCCGACGUGGGGAUGACGGAAACCUCGGGCGACAGUGGACUGCGGUUCGAGAUCUGGUUCCGGAGGAGGACCACCAAAAACCAGACAUAUGUGCUGCAGGCGGGAACGGCUGAAAUCAAACAGGCCUGGACCUCCGACAUUGCCAGGAUCCUGUGGCAGCAGGCCACCAGAAACAAAGAAAUUCGAAUGCAGGAGAUGGUAUCCAUGGGAGUGGGUAACAAACCUUUCCUCGACAUAAAACCAAGUGAUGCUGCUAUCAACGACAGGGCCAUUGACUACAUCAUGAAAGGAAGAGGAGCUCGGACACGAGCGUCGAUAGCAGUGUCUCUAUUCGACCACUCCACCCCCUUCAAGGGGGCGCCAGUGAACACGGCAGUCAGCGGGCCCCCGUCCUCGUCCUUGCUAGGGCCCCUCAACCUGCACAUGUACAGCAACCAGGCCCUGCUGCCCAGGGAGCAGCCCUUCGUCAGCCCCUGCAUCGAGGAGGACGAGCUGGAGCACGAGACCAGCAGCCAGCCCUCCAUGACCACGGAGAGCUCCGAGUCGUCCUCCCACUGCAUGUCGGGCAGCGGCUCCAGCGGCUCGGACAGCGGCUGCGUGUCCAGCCACCUCCCGGAGGACCCCAGCUCCCCCUGCCACCCGCCCUGCUACUCCGCCGUGGCCUCGCCCAUCGAGGAGAAACCCUGCUUCAACAGCCAGUACAUCUCCGCAGUUUAAUAUCCGGCUGCUCUCAAGAAGACAGCGACGCCACCCCAGAAGAAAGUAUUUAUUUUCCGACACUGUGCCAGCACGUCUCAUCUAAAACGGACACUGAAUGAGUGGGGACAUAGCACUGUUUAAAAAAAAAGCCACUUUUUGAGCAUAACUUUUUAUAUUGUUUUAAAAAAUUGAUUUAAAUAUUCUUGUAUUUAUCUUUUUUUCAAACGCACCAGUGCAGUAGUGCCCUGUACUAUACUGAAAAACUGUAAAUAAUUAUUUUAAUACCUUGCGACGCAGUUAAAAACUGUCCUGUUCUGUUGACCACUUUGCUGCAGACUGCAGUUAAAACAGCAGAAAUAUAUGUACCUUCAAAAGAAAAGGUACUUCCAAAUUGGAGAGAGGGUACAGAAGUACUCUUCCAAGUUUAAAAAGCUGUUUGCUUUUCUUUCCUUUGGUCUUCACACAAUGGCUGUAUUAUGUCCUUGCUGAACUGACCCUUGGUCAAAUGUCUAUGACUUCUCUUACUGUGAUGGCAUUAUGCUGUGGUAACGCAGUUCAAUAAUACAGGUAUGUCAGGCUUGUGGCUGUAAAAAUCCAGUUCUGUGUACUCUUAAGGUAAAGCAGGUGGUCUGUGAACAUAACUCUGCUGGUUCUCCAAGGCAGUUAACAGCUGGUCACCCAUCAUUGGAGCCUUGCACCGCACUGACCAAUCACAGGGAAUCCAGUGGCCUCUUCGGAGGGGAGGAGCCAAGUUUAACUUCGCUGUGUUGUUAACGUUAAAAAAGACAAAAAUGUACAUUGUUUGUAAAUAGUUUGGGACAGCAAUGCUCUGUGGUUCUAGUUUCUUAAAGAAUAGGGAAAAAUGUUUGUGAUAACUUUUGAACAUCUUUGUAUUAACGAGCACAGCAGGGAAUCACUGAAGUGCUAUUCUUAACAUAUAUAAAAAAACAAAAAACAAGAAAAAAAAUUUGUAGCUGGAGCAUGAAUGUUUACCAAGUCUCAAGAUACCUUAAUCCUAACAGGUUCACAUGUAUUUAAUAAAGAUGGAUAGUCCUGUAUCCAAAA